AGAGAGAGAGAGAGGGUGAGAGCUUUCCAUUGUCUUUUGCCACAGCUCAACUUUGGUCCUGAAGACACGUCAGCUUCAACAGCUCGCCGGCGGCGCCAUGUCGUCCAACAUUCGCGUGUCGCUGGACAACCCGUACGGUCAAGUGACCAUCCCCCGCGCCCAUCUGCGCACGUCGACCGACGGCGCCACGGUGAUUGCCAACCCGGCGGCGCUCAACGGAAACGACCUCAACCCCUACGUGGCCCCGCCGGCGUAUUUGGUGAAGGAAGCGGACGAGGCCGGCGCCGGCGGGCGCUGUGCCUGCUGCUACCGCUGCAGGAGGAGGAAGUGAUGUCACUGCGCCGCGACUGAUUGGCCCCGUGGAUGGACGAUGUCGUCGACUGAAGAGAUGUGAAACGGCCGCAGCUUUGUUAGGGUGACCUACCUGCUAGUAGCUAGCUGCAAACGACUACACGCUAACGGCUGGCCACUAACGACCAGUUGCAUCCCU
Messenger RNA from Syngnathus acus (greater pipefish), 490 nucleotides. RefSeq lists its product as uncharacterized. The transcript has 2 exons. Bases 98 to 331 code for a protein of 77 amino acids. NCBI's taxonomy places the organism in Eukaryota, Metazoa, Chordata, Actinopteri, Syngnathiformes, Syngnathidae. The record is from RefSeq and is a predicted model, not a curated record.